UAUGAUAAGAGCGAAAACAUUCCGAUAAGACCGAAAACAAGGAACCCAAAAAUCACGUUUUAAUAAACUUCGACGUGCAUGAUGCGGUUAGUCCAUUGAGGAGAUUUGCAAACUUUGCUCAGUUUCAGCCAGUCGACCGUGACCCAUAAAGCCUGAAUUGUGACAGGUUUCCGCUGCUCGAGUUGUGAGGGGGGGAAUGCAGACCACUGAGCUCAAUUCAGCUUCUUUUCAGUCUUUUGGGGUAGCUUAUGUGAACUAAUAGUAGAGAAAGUCAGGCCACUGGAUGAAACCAUAUGUCAAGAAAAAUGUCGCGUUUUCUAGUUCGCUUCUCCUCUAUCGUUUCCAACGGAGCGACUGUCAAAUCAAUUUUACCUCAGAAGAGGAUAUUCGUAGGGAUUCGGCUGGUGUCUACAUCAACAGGUUUGCAGUCAUUGACACGUUAUGACCAGUCCACAGAUUGGCAGAGGAAACUGACUCCAGAACAGUAUGUUGUUACGAGAGAAAAAGGCACAGAGGUGCCAUUCAGCGGUAUCUACCUGAAUCACAAUGAGGUGGGCAUGUACCACUGUGUUUGCUGUGACUCCCCUCUUUUUAGCUCAGAAGCGAAAUAUGAUUCAGGAACUGGUUGGCCGUCCUUCUGUGAGGCUCACGGGACAUGGGAGAAAGACGAGAGUCACGCCAACAUUGUCCGUCGCCCUGACAACUCACUUGGUUGCACAGGAACAGAGGUUAUCUGCAAACAUUGUGAUGCCCAUCUUGGACACGUCUUUGAUGAUGGUCCAGAUCCGACUGGCCAGCGAUUCUGCAUCAACAGCGUUGCUCUUAACUUUAAGCCCAGAGAGAAAUAAUGUAGAGACAUCCAGCAAAAAAAAAAAAAAAAAUCUGCAUUUACAGUUAUUCCAUGCAAAUAAAGAAAACAAAUAGCAUUUGAAUAACACAUGUCCAUGGUGUAUGCUAUGAGUUACAGUUUACAAUGUUUUUGGUGGAAAAAAUUUUUUUGGAGGUUGUGUUUUAGGAAUAGUGCACUUUUAGUUUUAGCAGCAACGGCAGUUUGGAUUUCUCAUAGAACCUUUCUAUGAAUAGUUCUUAAAAUAUAUCUUUUUUUCCUAGUGUAAAGAGCGUUUUAAAAUUCUAAAGAACUUUUUCCACUGUAGAGAACCUAUUGGAAGGGAUGUUAAAGGAUCUUAUUGGAACCAGAUGGCAAUAAAAAGAGUGUGGUCAAUUAAAAGUUCCUGUGCACUGUAAUGUUGCAUUAUGAUAUCUUGUAUUAUUAUAAUACAUUAAAAUCGGAUAAUGCACACACACUUUAUAGCAAACAAAAAACAAUUACUGUAAAUGACAUAUCAGGUUGUAUUAAAGUGAACACUGUCAGAAA
Molecule: messenger RNA, 1375 nt
Organism: Carassius gibelio (silver crucian carp)
Lineage: Eukaryota; Metazoa; Chordata; Actinopteri; Cypriniformes; Cyprinidae
Gene: msrb2
Product: methionine sulfoxide reductase B2
Exons: 5
Coding region: 294-848 (184 amino acids)
Biological process (GO): protein repair; response to oxidative stress
Cellular component (GO): cytoplasm
Molecular function (GO): peptide-methionine (R)-S-oxide reductase activity
Source: RefSeq, a predicted model, not a curated record